AAUGAUUAAGUUGAUUGAUAGCGCCAUAAAAUCGUUGUUAUCGAUAAUAUGUCAUCGAAUAUUUGACAGUUCUAAUUGGCACAAAUACAAAUAUGGCACAUGUGGAGCCGCACAACGAAACCAACGAAUUACUGCGGCAGAUAGUUAAUUUAAACUUAACUGAAAAUGUAGCUGAAAUAACAACACUAUUAAAAUGUUUGCGCCUGCUGCUUACCCAAAGCCCCGAAAGUCAACGAACGUUGGCAAACAAUGCAGAAUUUGCAAGUUUCAUAAAAGAAGUUGUAUUUAACCCAAUUAUGCGCACAGAGCAACGCACGCUGCAUAUAUUAACUUUGCAGGUGCUGGCCAAUAGCGUUGUUAAUAAUGAAGAAUCCCAGUCAGCAAUUUGGCAAGCACAUGGAACACAAAUAGCCGAGCACGCGGCAAAAGCUCCAUUGGGCAGCUCAAACAAUGUGCUGCUCAUGAUUAUGUAUAAUAUAUAUAUGGGCGCACGUUUGCCUGGAGAGCAGUUGGUAUUUGAAACCUGUGUUAGCCUAUGGCAGGCCAUAAUUGAAACGCAAACGGAUUAUAAUUUUGAAUACUUGCAUUUUUUGAUGGAACACUUUGUGGUAAAGGAUGGACGCAGUUGUGUGCAUUGUUAUCAACGUCUGAAGUCUGUGGAGGAGCGUAUAACCUUUCUUGACUAUGUCGCCCACUAUUUGCGUGAGGACAGUCCAAAUGGUGAUAUAAACAACACAUUGUUACAAUUCUUUGCCAAGGAGUUUCGUUUGAAAUCGGAUUGCAUUUUACGUGAAACACUUAAACUGCGUCAUCACCUGCAUCCACGCGAAGUGCACACGUUGUUGCGCAUCAUAGCAAGUGCCAGCGGCUCAGAGAAAUAUGCGGAAACCUAUGCAACCGAUCAGUCGCUGUUCAUUAAUGUGAGCAGCCUGCUACGCUGUGUAAUUACAGCUGGUAAGGAACCAGAUAACAGCUUGGAUAAACCCAUGACAAAGCUGGAAGAAGUGGCGCUUAGCUCUAAUAUCGAUGCAGACUACGAGGCGAGAGUCUCCUUUGAGUUGAAAACUUUGCUCGUUCGCUGCACAGCGAAUUUGUUAUAUGAGAAUGUGGCUAAUAGAGGAUACUGCCUCGAUACUCAGCUGCUGCCAGCGCUGCUCGAAUGCACAGUCAUGGAUGCGCGUAAUCCUUUGAUGCGUGAGUGGAGCAUUUUGGCCAUACGCAAUGCUUGCUUUAAGUGCCCUGAAGCUCAACAGGUGAUAGCUCAGCUGACACUUCAAGGCGCUGCUCCAAAUGAUUUACUCAGCGAAUUGAAUUUAGAUUUGGGCGCACUGCGCAUCACAGACAGAAAGCAAUAGAAUCGGAGCCAAAUAAGCGCGAACAAGUGGCACGACGUCAUCCGCAUUUGGCUUUUGAAUGAUGCGCUAAAUGGUAUGCCAAAAAAACCAAAAAAAAAAAUAAAGAAAAGGAAAACGAAAAAGAAACGAAAUGAAUAUAAGAACAACUAACAGCAUUCAUAAACUCGUUGUCAACGUUUAAUAGCAAAUGCGAGCGAGCCAGCGAACGAGCGUGUGUGUUGGCAUGCUGUGCUGGCUAGCUGACUGGCUGUACGAUUUAUAUACAUAUAUUAUAUAAAUAGCUGCCCAUGGCUCUGUAGCAUUAAAAAAGAGCGAAGAUGCCUAAAUACAUCAAUUUCUAAAUUUACGCACGCACACUCAGACACACACA
This is a messenger RNA of Drosophila hydei, 1725 nucleotides long. RefSeq names its product ataxin-10. The record is from RefSeq and is a predicted model, not a curated record. The transcript has 3 exons. Gene Ontology annotation, cellular component: cytosol. Bases 93 to 1355 code for a protein of 420 amino acids. NCBI's taxonomy places the organism in Eukaryota, Metazoa, Arthropoda, Insecta, Diptera, Drosophilidae. Gene Ontology annotation, biological process: neuron projection development.